Molecule: messenger RNA, 747 nt
Organism: Debaryomyces tyrocola
Lineage: Eukaryota; Fungi; Ascomycota; Pichiomycetes; Serinales; Debaryomycetaceae
Source: the annotation of a GenBank genome assembly
AUGGCUCGUCAAUUCUUUGUUGGAGGUAACUUUAAAAUGAACGGUACUAGAGAAUCCGUUUCCAAGAUCGUGGAUGGUUUAAACAAGGCCGAAUUACCAUCAAAUGUUGAAGUUGUCAUUGCUCCACCAGCACCAUACAUUGCUUUAGCUGUCAACGAAAACAAGCAAAAGACUAUUGAAGUUUCUGCUCAAAACUGUUUCGACAAGGCUUCUGGUGCUUACACUGGUGAAAUUUCCCCAGAACAAAUCAAAGAUUUAGGUGCCACCUGGACUUUAACUGGUCACUCUGAAAGAAGAACCAUCAUCAAGGAAUCUGAUGACUUCAUUGCUUCCAAGACCAAGUUCGCUUUAGACCAAGGUUUAUCUGUCAUCUUAUGUAUUGGUGAAACCUUAGAAGAACGUAAGGCUAACGUUACCUUAGAUGUUUGCGCUAGACAAUUGGACGCUGUUGCCAGAGUUGUCUCUGACUGGUCUAAGAUUGUUGUUGCCUACGAACCAGUCUGGGCUAUUGGUACUGGUUUAGCUGCUACUCCAGAAGAUGCUCAAGAAACUCACAAGGCUAUCAGAGAACACUUAUCUAAGUCAAUUGGUGCUGAUGCUGCUGAAAAGACCAGAAUCUUAUACGGUGGUUCUGUCAACGGUAAGAAUGCUCCUGAAUUCAAGGAUAAGGCUGAUGUCGACGGUUUCUUAGUCGGUGGUGCUUCCUUAAAGCCAGAAUUCGUUGACAUCAUCAAGUCAAGAUUGUAA